Molecule: messenger RNA, 1426 nt
Organism: Linum tenue
Lineage: Eukaryota; Viridiplantae; Streptophyta; Magnoliopsida; Malpighiales; Linaceae
Source: the annotation of a GenBank genome assembly
GUCUCAGUCUCCAUGCUACUAAUCAAUAAAGCGGCAGCAGCAGCAGCUGAUCACAACUUCUUCUUCUUCCCCUCGUCCGAAGCAAGGCAUCAAAUCACCCAGCAAUGGAAACUCCACCACCUUCUUCCACCUUCCUCCUCCUCCUCCUUUUGUCCAUCUUUCUAAUCACUCCACCACCGCUCACCUCCGCCGCCGCCGGCCCCGGCCCCAGCUGCCGCUCCUUCUGCGGCAACAUCACCGUCGACUACCCGUUCGCCCUCCACGACGGCUGCGGCCACCCGGGGUUCCGCGACCUCCUCUUCUGCAUAAACUCCGUCCUCAUGUUCCACAUCGCCUCGGGCUCCUACCGCGUCCUCGACAUCGACUACCCUUACCGCUCCCUCACCCUCCACGACCCGCACCUCUCCACCUGCGACGACGUCGUUCUGUCCCCCACCCCGUUGGCGAACGGCUUCGUCCUCGACCCUUCUCGCUCCCCGUAUUUCUCCCCUUCACCGGACAACGUUUUCAUGCUCAUCGGCUGCUCCCCUACCUCCCCUCUCUUCCAGGGGUUCCCGGGAAAGCACCUCCCCUGCCGGAACGUCUCCGGGAUGGGUUGCGAGGAGUAUUACGGCUGCGAGGGGUGGAGCAAGCUCGGAUCCCACCGGCGGGGCUCCGACUCCGGGUCGUACGGGUCAAGUCCGCCCGAGUGCUGUGCGGUGUCGUUUGAGGCGAUCAAAGCGAUUAACCUGACGAGGCUGGAGUGUCAAGGUUACAGCAGCGCGUAUACUCUGGCGCCGCUUCGGGUCGACGGGCCCGCGGCUUGGUCGUAUGGGAUCCGGGUUAAGUAUUCGGUUCAAGGGAGCGAGGAGUUCUGUCGGGCCUGUGAGGCUACGGGCGGGUCGUGCGGGUUCGGGUCGGACGGGGAGAGGCAGCUGUGUAUGUGCCCCGGGUUUAAUUCCACUUCCAAUUGUGACAAGGGCAGUAUUGCGGAUAUGUCAGCGUCGGUGAAAAGGGAAAUGGAAUUGGAGUUCGUCAUAGCCACGUGGGCAGGAUUGUUGCUGCUCGUGUUAGCAUGGAUGGCAUAGAAGAGUUUCUUUCACUUGGAUUUUGAAAAAGACCAAUCGCCACUUGUAAAUCCCAAAUUUCUAUCACUAUUCACUACUAUAGAAAUACAAAUGAGAUGCUUUUCUGUCGAGGAGGGAGAUUGGGUAACGGGAUGUGGAAACAUGACUUGUGGGAACGAGGGAGUUGUUGGGUAGAUAGGUCAAUUAUAUGUUUGAUUCUCAAUUAAAUUUGGAUAAUGUAUCACCAACAUCUGAUUAAUAAGAAACUUCAGGGUUUUUUUUUAUUGAAAAGUCUUCCAUAUAUUUACUUACCCAUGCAAUUUUCUUUCAUUACUAUUUGGGUAAAUUGCAAGUUUGCUCACUGGGUUUAUCAAAUUAUU